Molecule: messenger RNA, 1431 nt
Organism: Lodderomyces orthopsilosis Co 90-125
Lineage: Eukaryota; Fungi; Ascomycota; Pichiomycetes; Serinales; Debaryomycetaceae
Product: Nem1-Spo7 phosphatase catalytic subunit
Exons: 1
Coding region: 1-1431 (476 amino acids)
Molecular function (GO): protein serine/threonine phosphatase activity
Source: RefSeq, a predicted model, not a curated record
AUGAACUCUAUCAAGUUAAUCGUCAAUUCUUUUGACAAUCUACUUCCUGGAAAGGGCUAUGAUGUCCCACCUACUGGUGAUGAUGAACGACUGGGAAAAGAAGAAGAAGGGGAGCAAGAAAAGACAUCGGAGAAUAACAAUAUUGAGAUAGAAAGUUUAAACGCGAUCAAAGGACCGUGCAGACUUCCCACAACCAGAGAGGAGACCCCGCAAGAUGACUUGGAUGGUGAAAUAGAAGACAACGAGGCACUAGAAGAUGUCGAAGAGGAAGAGGAACUUGAAGAAAAUGAUGGCAAUGAGGAAUUCAAUCUAACAACAGAGUCGACGAGACCGACACGCAAAUCACCACCAAUAACUGCUAAGCAUUCGCUGAUUGUGAUAUUCUUUCUUCAAGUUGGUAAGAUCCUCUAUUUCUUUCCAAAUUACCUCGUCAUUAAACCCAUUUCAAUUUUGAUCAAUCUUAUCAUUUUCCCAUUUGUUCUUGUUAAGAUGUCAUUAGGAUUUGGUCCAAAACGAUUAAAGAAAGAGCGACCAUACAGUGAAAAAGUUGACUCAUUUGUCAGUAUUGAUGAUUCCAUAGUUACACGUGCACCUCCGAUACCAUCACCAACCAAAGCGAAAAUCAAAUUGACUCCACGAUUAGAGUCAGAUCCAGAUGAGUAUGAUGAUGCAAAAGUUGAACAAAUCAAACAAGAUAACCUACUAGCAAACGAAGUCAAAUCACCGUCAUCCUUUUCCAAGUACAUGAUUCCUCCUCCUCAACGUCUAUAUCCAUUAUCAAGAAAUCCACAACGUAAACGAAAGAAAAAAGUACUUAUACUAGACCUAGAUGAAACUUUAAUCCAUUCACUUUCAAGAGGUGGUCCAAGAACCUUCAACCCAGCAUCCAAAUCCAAAAUGAUUGAAAUUAAAUUAAACAACGUAUCGUCACUAUAUUAUGUUCAUAAACGACCCUUUUGUGACUACUUUCUCACCCAAAUUAGUCAAUGGUUUGAACUCCAAAUCUUCACCGCCAGUGUUAAAGAAUAUGCUGAUCCAAUAAUAGACUGGCUCGAAGAAGAAAUUAUUGAUUCAUUAAAGAAAAAAGGCAAACAACACAAGAUUCAAUCAAGUUCGGACUAUGUCAAACCUCACAUUUUCACUAAGAGAUAUUAUCGAUCAGAUUGCACUUAUCGACCUGGAGUAGGAUACAUAAAAGACUUGUCAAAAUAUCUCCGUGAUGAUGAAUUGAAAAAUGUCAUGAUUUUGGAUAAUUCUCCUAUAAGUUAUGCUAUGCACGAAGAUAAUGCUAUUGGGAUUGAAGGAUGGAUUAAUGACUCUAAUGAUCGAGACUUAUUAAAUUUAUUACCGUUGUUGAAAAGCUUAAGUUUAUGUAUUGAUGUUCGGUUUAUUUUGGGGUUGAAAAAUGGAGAAAAAUUGCUUGAAAUGUAA